This is a messenger RNA of Echinostoma caproni, 3648 nucleotides long. The record is from the annotation of a GenBank genome assembly. NCBI's taxonomy places the organism in Eukaryota, Metazoa, Platyhelminthes, Trematoda, Plagiorchiida, Echinostomatidae.
AUGCUCCUAUAUGAUCAAGCGUCUCAAAUAACCUCUGCUGAGGAAGCCCUACUCACUGCAUUCUCGUGGCGGUGUUUUCCCACCAAAUUCCAUCCGUCGCAGCCACAUUUACUUGCUAGCGGUUGUCUCGGUGGGAGUAUUCGCUUGUGGAAUUUGGAAUGCUUGAUCAAUGUCGACGGUAACAACCUUUCCGAACCACGACAGCUUUCCUGUACAAGCGUUUGGAAGCACUCUGGUGCAAUCGCUUCCCUUGCAUUCCACCCGACGCACCCGAUUCUUGUAGCCGCGUGGUCUCAGGAAGUCGUAUUUUACGACUGGGUAUCUGGUCGUAAAUUAUCUGUUUGGCGAUUUGUGUCAAAUCACUCACGUGUUCGAUGGGUUCGCUUCAGCCCGGACGGCUUUCUCCUGUAUACUGCUACGGCUAAUCCUUCCGGUCAAAGCCAGCUCUCAGAGGAUCAAGAGAACCAAGCUCAGAACUCAAGUAACAAUUCAUCAGGUUUACCUACAACUAAUUCAAGUGCCUGUGGUAGAGAAUGUGAUGACAUACAACCUCAAACAAUUGGAAUUCCACGGGAUGCACUUCUUCAGUUCCUGGUUAGCCGACCAGAUUCAUGGUUCCAACAACUGGGUGUUUGCAGUGCUUGCUCGGUACGGUUAUGUCGUUGGGCUGGUACACUAGGACCGGAGUUCCCUUCCCCUAAAGUAGAUCUGUAUCGUGGAGUCACAACAGUUUCUAGGGUAGCUCAGGCAGUAGCGUCUAGUUUGCGUCUUACUGGCUUGCCGCUGUCCCACGUUGUUCAAGAGUUGCUCCCUGUGGAUCCUUCCGAACCCCCAUCGGACACUGCACAUUGUUUGUUGAAUGAUGCCAACCCAGCAGCUGUGGCUAUCAUCGAAGACAUGCCAGUGCGUGAAUUCUUAAUGUCCCGUGGUAACUACUGUUCUUCACCGUCUACGGUCAUUGGGAAGGGCGGCGUGUGUUGCGGCGGUCACGCAUGCGACUUGGUUUUAGCCCAUCGUGAUCUAAUGCGUCAUUCUAUUUGUCGACCGUGUUUAGCUGCGUUUUGGCGUUGGACGAGUCAACAUGUUGCGUGGUGGCGUUGGUCUAGACAUCUUGUCGAGAACACCCCUUUAGCAAGGUCUGAAACAGGAUCUUUCGCGCAAUCAACUCUCCGACGGGACCCUGUUUCCGUAACAAAGUUCCUUCAGAACACCAACCAUAGCGUAAUCACUGAUGUACCGGAAUCACAGACUGCGGUCGGCAUUUGUAUUCGUUGCCGUGCUAGGACCAACAUAUCGACCAAAGACGUCCAUCGUGCCCCGCCUUCGAGUUCGAAGGAAUCUACAGUCGAUUCUCCAUCUUCAGAUGUCAGCAAGCGCUGUAUCCCCGUAGCUGCCUUGGAAUUGCUGCAGUCACGUCUUGGCAACGCGAAUGAUGUGACUCAAGUGACUUAUAUGGCUUCUGAGUUGAUAACAGAAGGUGUCAUCUCCGGACGAAUUGCUGACUUGCUGCGAGUUGAGCCGUUUGUCAAAACAAAAAUCAGUCUGCCAGAAUCAUUCUUAUAUCUCCUUCAACAGGCUACGCUCGUGCGUCGUGUUCCAACAGUGGGGCGUGAACUUAAAAGUGUGGAAGCACCGGAUCUGUUUGAGUCUCGUCAGCGUGGUUUGGCUGAACAAGCCGCUUCGAUUGGUCAAUUCAUGAUGAGCACCCCCGAUCAAGCAUGGAACAGACCGUGUUGUGCAGAAGUCGUCAGUCCACCUUGUGCCGAAGUCGAAGCACCACUUCGCUUAGAACUGUUUCCUUACGUACCCACCGGUUCCCGUCUCUUACGCCCCACAGUAUCCACAAGAACCGAAAGUCACGUCCCAGAAUGUGUUCAAAUGGAUUCCCGUUCUUCAAAACCCAGUGUUGUUUUGCGGAACCGGAGUGAAGAUAGCCUACGUGUAUUUGAGCAGUCGGCAGACGUCGACCCAUUGAAUGGGCGCUCAAUGACAGCCUGUUGUCGAUGCGGUCACAUCGUCCCACAGACAUUCCCCAUCGAUCCACAAUCUAAUUUAAGUGCUGUAGUGUGUGAAAAGCUGGUAUUGUCCGAGGACCAGUGCCAUUCCACGAACGCGCUACCGAACCGUCACCAUGCGUUCCCUCGGCGUCGGCCACAUUCACCUCACGAACCACAUACCGCCGCCAUCCCAGUUGGGUCUUGCCGCCCGAACAAGCCGUACUCCCAAAUGACUGAUGAUUCUUUGCCGUCGCGUUUGGCCAAUCAAAUGAUCACCUCUGAUGUAACUGGUACUCCUAGCGAGACACCUUCCUCCAGUCAGACGUCAAUUCAAAGUUUGCAUUCUGGGAAUAUGUUCCAGUUAAUUAACCAUACAAACACGGAUUCCGUGAUGCACGCAGUGAAUCGCAGUAUCACGGAGGUUAUUGCUGGUUUGUUUGUCAACAUGGGUGAACACGGAUCUGCGUCCAGCCUACAGGAGACCACGUAUCGCGUCUGUCGAUGGGAAUUAAACUUAUGCGGUCCUAUACAAGCGGAUUGCGCACGGUGUUCCCCCAGAAAAUCUAGCCAUCCGGUUGCACCAGAAGACCCGUCGUCACCUCGUUCCUUUUUACCCAUGCCAGCCAAUGUUGCUGUCUCGUAUAACACCAAUAGCUUGGUCAUCCCACACGCUCGACUUUUCAACGACUCUUCCAUUUGUCUGUCGCCGGAUGGACGAAUGCUGGCUGCUUUUGUUACUCCAUGUUCCACCUCAGAUCGUGUGUCCGACUUGCGCCACGGCGAUCGUUCAGCGACCAAUAUGGACAGCAGUGCAAGCUCAUUGGACACAAUGCUAGCAGUCUACCGUCUCCAGCCUCGAUCACGACGCGGUCAGUGUUUGUUUGCGCAUCGGUUUCGUACGUGUACUCCUGUGUGUCUGGAUUUCUCGCCGCUGAGUGAUUAUCUCGCUGUAGGAAUGGCUACAUCGCGGUUACCUUCUGCAGCGUUGCCGACUUCCUCAAUACGUCGAAUGACUGGUAGCGGCAUGAUUGUGGAUGCUGCUGGCAGUCAAGGUGACCUUUUGGACGUGCAAAGUUUACGAAGCACCACAAGGGAUGAGGCUGUUCAAUCUAACGCACCUGAUUCCACUCUUCUUCCAAUGCGCCAUGCGUUUGUUGCUAGAAUCUUUCGACUUGAACGGAUAGCGCAAGACAUCGGGACGCGAUGCACCACGAGUCCUGUAGUACGGCGACUCAAAGAGAUAGUCAGUAUACAGCAUCCUGGUAUGUCCAUUCCCGUAUCAUCGUCGUCCCUGCAGUCAUCAAAUCAACCAGUCCUCAAUAGUUUGCCUAGUCGCUGGCAUCGUUUGCUUCUGUCUUCUCCUGCCGGGAUUUCGCUCAACACGAUCGUUUGGAAUCCUCAUGGUGGUCUGUUCUAUGGAACCACCAAAGGACUCGUGGUUUUAAUGCAAUCUGAACCGGAUGCAUUUUCCCACAAAAUGGAUUUCACUCCAGGAGUCUCAGCAGUUCUCUCCGCUCCAGAUGUAGACUAUGAGCAGGACAAUGCCCAUACAUCAUCUAGAACUAAGCAUGGAAUUUCCUCUGUUCAUCGUCUAACCUGCGGCUCCGGGCGCUUUGUUCGCCUUGCUCAUCCAGAUAGCUCUUCCCUGUGA